Molecule: messenger RNA, 1155 nt
Organism: Onthophagus taurus
Lineage: Eukaryota; Metazoa; Arthropoda; Insecta; Coleoptera; Scarabaeidae
Source: RefSeq, a predicted model, not a curated record
AUGAGAUUAUUCACGGUGUUGCAAUUACAUCCUGUCCGUUAACAAACCAUUUAAUUCCUUGAUACUUUCCUCUUUAAGAAGCUAUAUAAAUCUUGUCUCCAAUAAAAAAUCGUUCAGUUUCACCAAGAAAACGAUUUAAACGACCCAAAAAAUAAUUUGAAAUAAUGUUUUUCACGAUUAUCUCGUUCAUUUUAAUUACAAGUGUGAACCCACAAAGGUACACUCACCCCUUUUUUCAAAAUCACCCUAAUUACGAAGUUAAUGAAGGCCCAAAAAGCAUCUUUCAAUCUGGGGAUAAUUUGCGAUUCGGACUAAACCCAAAAUUGGGGGAUCCAAAUGGAUUUUUAAACGGGAAUCAUUUUAAAUCAAUAUUUGAAGAUUUCAACCAAAAUAAUUUUUUCAACCCCAAAUUAACACCUUUCGGGGGAUUAAACAAUUUCCCAAGUCAUUUUCAUAAUCGUCAUCAACAGCCGUUAAUUUAUAAAGAAAAAGGAUUCGAUGAAAAUAAGAAAUUGGCCGAUUCUUCCUUUAAACGCGAACAAGGUCAACAAGGAGUCGAAGGCGAAGCUGGAAUUAAGAAAGUAAACGAAGACGUCGAAAGCAAAAAAGAAGCCGAGAAAAAUUCUGCCGCUUUUGCAGCCCAAGAAGGAGUUAAGAAGGUGGUGGAGGAUUCCAAAGAAUAUGAUGGGAAAAAGAUGCAUGAAAAAGAAGGUUCGAAUGAAAAUGAAGAAAAAAAUAAAUCCUCCCAUAAAAAAGGUCACGUAAUUAAACAUUUUAAGAAUUCUCAUCAUAAAGAUGAAACGGGCCGAGAUGAACAAUAUUAUGAUGAAGAGCACGACGAAGGCGGUAGUUUUAAAUACGAUUCGAGUAAAGGCAAAUUCGGCGAGAACGAGUCGUCUCAACAUAAAGAACUGCAAGAAAACAAAGAGUUGGCGAGCAGCGAAAAAGAGCAAAAAGCCGGUCACGAAAACUCGGAGUUUUCCGGUCGAAAUUCAGGACAUUCCGAACAAUUUAAAGAGGAGAAGAAAUUGUCGGAUGCCGCCGAACACGGAAACGGUAAUUUGCAUAAUGAGGAGUCGAUUUUAAACCAUCAAGAAGCCGAAAAAGUUUUGUUAAAACAACCGUUGCACGAUGGGUUCGAUAAAGACACAUAAA